Malassezia pachydermatis is the source of this 756-nucleotide messenger RNA. Its product is annotated as hor2-dl-glycerol phosphatase. The transcript has 4 exons. Bases 1 to 756 code for a protein of 251 amino acids. Gene Ontology annotation, molecular function: sugar-phosphatase activity; beta-phosphoglucomutase activity. Lineage: Eukaryota; Fungi; Basidiomycota; Malasseziomycetes; Malasseziales; Malasseziaceae. The record is from RefSeq and is a predicted model, not a curated record.
AUGAAGGUCGAAGUCGAAGUCGAUACGGUCCUGUUUGAUAUGGACGGUACUCUGAUCGAUUCUACGCCGGCCCUGAAUGCAACCUGGGUAGAAUUUGCGAAUCAGUACAAUCUUGAUAUUGAUUAUGUGCUUCAUUAUUCGCAUGGUCACCGUACUGUCGAGAACUUGAAGCGCUAUAUUCCGUCACUCGAAGGCGAGAAACUCGCACAGGAAGUAAUUCGCUUUGAAAGUCGUAUUUUGGAGAUCGCGGAAGACAAUCUGCGCCGGGCCAAGGAGACGGGCAACCCAGAGGGCACCAUCGUGUCGAUGCCAGGUGCGCGUGAUUUAUUGGCACAGAUUAAUGCUGGCCGUGCUGAGAAUCCGAGCCGUCGCGUCGGUUGGGCCAUUGUAACAAGUGCCACCAGUGCCUAUGCCCAAAAAGCCUUUAAAGCAUCGGAUACAGCCGUUCCACCACAAGUGUUUGUCACGUCCGAUGUUUGCUCUAAAGGCAAACCUGACCCCGAGCCGUAUUUGAAAGGCGCUGAGCUGAGUCAUGCUGAUAUCUCUCAGUGUCUGGUGGUGGAAGAUGCGCCGCCUGGUGCGCUAAGUGGUAAGCGCGCUGGUGCCAAGGUGCUUGGCCUCCGUACCACGCACGAUGGACAGCGCAUGUGGGAUCAAGGGUCGGACUGGGUCGUCUCGGAUCUGAGCCAAGUUCAGGCACGAUGGGAAGGCGAUAAAUUAAUUCUCAUUAUUGAUUCUGAAUCAAAGCCCCAAUAG